This is a messenger RNA of Contarinia nasturtii (swede midge), 1494 nucleotides long. RefSeq names its product organic cation transporter-like protein. The record is from RefSeq and is a predicted model, not a curated record. NCBI's taxonomy places the organism in Eukaryota, Metazoa, Arthropoda, Insecta, Diptera, Cecidomyiidae. Gene Ontology annotation, cellular component: membrane. The transcript is spliced from 8 exons. The coding region runs from base 1 to 1494 and encodes 497 amino acids. Gene Ontology annotation, biological process: transmembrane transport. Gene Ontology annotation, molecular function: transmembrane transporter activity.
AUGAUUUCUUCAACGUGUAUGUUGAAUUAUACGUGUAUAUUCGCUUCAAACUCACUUGAGUAUAGGUGCAAAGUGUCUGAAUGUGAUUUAGGUGAUAACAAUCGUGAGAUAAGCUAUGAUCAACCGUGGCUUAAAUACGCACUUCCACUAACAAGCAAUGGCUAUGAGAAGUGUUUUCGUUAUGCAUCAAGUUCGUCACUAGAAAAUCAAUGUGAUGCCAAUAGUUUCAACACAACAAAGCUGAUUGGAUGCACGGAAUUUAUUUAUACAACAGAUGAAAUAAAUGUUCAAACAGAGUUUAAUAUUCAUUGCGAUGAUAGUUAUAAACUCGCAUUGAUCGGAUCCGCAAACAGUAUUGGGAGACUUGCACUCUUACCGAUCGUCGGCGCACUCGCAGACAAAUUUGGAAGACUACGAGUGGCUAUAUGUUGCGUGCUAUGUUGCAGUACAUUUGGUUUGAUCAAGUCAUUUUCGGUGAACUAUACAAUGUACAUUGUAUAUUUUCAGCUGGAAUUUCUUGAAUCAUUAGCGGGUGGAAGUAGUUUCAAUGCACUUUUUAUACUUGUUAUUGAAAUGUCAAGUUUUCGAAAACGUCCACUGUGCACUUCUUUAUUAAAUGCAUUUGGUAUUUUUGGCGGCAUACUAUUAGGCUUGCUUGCAAUGUACAUUCAUAAUUUUCGUUAUUUGCUUCGGGCCAUUUAUGCUCCCGGAUUAUUUGUGAUUCUAUAUAUUUGGCUGGUUCCGGAAAGUGUACGAUGGCUCUUAGCGACAGGUCGCGUUGAUCGCGCCAUAAAAAUUCUUGAGCGAAUGGCCAAAGUAAAUCGAGGGACAUUGAACGAAAAUUCAAUUAAAGCACUGCGUUUGCAAUAUUCAUCCAAUAGCAAAAUCAAUGCCACAAAGAAAUUAAAUGCAGACCACAAUGAAAACAAUCUAUCAAUGUUUCAACAAAUUAAACUGGUUGUAAUUAAACUUGGAUUACGUUUUUUGAUUUGUGGCUAUCUGUGGGUUACGUGUUUUUUCUGUUUCUAUGUUUUGAGUUUGACUUCAACUCACAUUCCAGGAACGAAUCGGUACAUAGGCUUUAUUAUUGUUCAGUCAGUUGCGAUCAAUGGUGCAUUGUCGUCAGCCAUUUUUCUUAACAAAUUCGGUCGAAAAAAGUUAAUAUUUUGUUCAUUGAUUUUAUCUGGAUUAUCUGCAAUAAUAACACAAAUUAUUCCGAGAGAGCAAUCAAUCAUUGUGUUGAUACUGUUUAUGAUUGGAAAAUUUUCUAUUACAUUUGCACUCAAUGUAGUGUUAAUCUUUACAGUUGAGCUUUGGCCCACGAAUCUACGGUCAAUUAUUAUGAAUUCGUGUUCUAUGAUCGGAAAAAUGGGUAUAGUGGCGGCGUCAUUUGCCACGCUUCUGAUUACCAGUGCUCCGAUUCUACCAUUCAUACUUUUUGGAGUCACUGCUGGUCAAGCGUUCAGGAUCACAUACAUUUAUGCGAUACAUUGA